Molecule: messenger RNA, 3899 nt
Organism: Uranotaenia lowii
Lineage: Eukaryota; Metazoa; Arthropoda; Insecta; Diptera; Culicidae
Product: spermatogenesis-associated protein 20
Exons: 5
Coding region: 249-2951 (900 amino acids)
Biological process (GO): carbohydrate metabolic process
Source: RefSeq, a predicted model, not a curated record
ACGAAUGGUCGCACACAGAAAGAGAUUGCAAUCGGCAAACGAGUUGGGAGUUCCUGUUUCGCUUUAAUAUCGUUCAGUGGGUGGUGAAAGUGGAAAAUAUCCUUGUGGAAAAUCAUUUCAUAAUCAGUGUGUGUUUUAGCAGAGAACAGCAGCUUUCCCCACAUCGGGAAAGGAAGACAGCAACAACAAGGAGAAAUCCCAAAAUAACCCAGAGCUAGAGCGGAGGUUGUCAGAUUUAUCCGGGUGUUAUGUUCCACGGUUCCGCAGCUAGGGUGCACAAUCUGGUAGGCUAUUUGCGCACUAGCAUCCGAGGAGGAAAUCCGGCAGCGUCAACAGUAGGUAGUGGAAUCGGAAGCUGCGACAGAUCCGGCACUGUUGUUGCAUGGGGAAACAGCAUCCCGGGGGCGCCUGUAUCGUCGUCCUGCGGUAUUAUUAGCGGGGGGAGUUUUCAGCACCAAUCAUCAGCAGCCUCAUCACCAUCAGUACGGUACCAUCAUCAUUACUACGACGUCGACGCUUGUUGCCGUCAUCAUCGGGAUCAGCAUCAGCAUCAGCAACACCACCGUCAGCAUACUUGGACCAUCACAGCACCACUUUCGGCAGAUCAAUAUUUGCUCCAGAGCCAACUGGGACAAAGCACUCCAGACUGCAUCUGUCUUCGGCAAAUUCGCUCAUUCUCGACCAGCAACAUCACGAUGGCAUCGGGCGCUGGAACGUCUUCGCCUUCGGAACCCCCGAAGCACACCAAUCGGUUGAUCAACGAAAAAUCGCCGUACCUGUUGCAGCACGCCCACAAUCCGGUCGAUUGGUAUCCCUGGGGUGAGGAAGCGAUUGCCCGGGCCCGGGCGGAAAACAAGCUGAUUUUUCUGUCGGUGGGUUACAGUACGUGUCACUGGUGCCACGUCAUGGAGAAAGAAUCGUUCGAAAGCGAAGAGGUGGCGGAGAUCAUGAAUGAGAAUUUCAUUAAUAUCAAGGUGGAUCGGGAGGAACGCCCGGACAUCGAUAAGCUGUACAUGACCUUUAUUCUGCUUGUGAAUGGAUCUGGAGGUUGGCCGAUGUCGGUUUGGUUGACACCGGAUUUGGCCCCGGUCACUGGGGGUACCUAUUUUCCUCCAAAGGAUCGUUGGGGAAUGCCUGGUUUUACGACGAUUUUGUUGAAGCUCAAGAUCAAAUGGGCUACCGAUGGGCAGGAGUUGGCCUCGACGGGACGGUCUAUCAUCGAGGCAAUUAAGAAAAACGUGGACGAUAAACAUAGGGAAGAGCCGGAGCGGGUGCUGAGUGCCGAGGAUAAAUUUCGGCAAGCGAUUACGAUUUAUAAACGUAAUUUUGAUCCCGUUUGGGGUGGGUCUUUAGGAGCUCCAAAGUUCCCGGAAGUGUCCAAGCUGAAUUUGAUCUUCCAUAGUCAUCUGCAGGAUCCGAGGAGUAAGACUUUGGGAGUGGUGCUAAAUAGCUUGGAUAAAAUGGCGGCUGGAGGAAUUUAUGAUCACGUGUUUGGAGGUUUCGCACGGUAUUCGGUCGAUAAAAAGUGGCACGUUCCUCACUUCGAAAAGAUGCUUUACGAUCAAGGGCAGCUAUUGAUGGCCUAUGCGAAUGGGUAUAAAAUGACCAAGAGGCAGCUGUAUUUAGAUGUUGCGGAUAGUAUUUUCAAGUAUAUCAGCAAGGACUUGCUACAUCCGGCUGGAGGGUUUUAUAGUGGCGAGGAUGCUGAUUCGUUGCCGACCUGGGAAAGUAAGGAUAAAAUUGAGGGAGCGUUUUAUGCUUGGACUUUCGCGGAAGUGCGUGACCUCCUGAGAGCUAAUGUGUCGAAGUUUGGAGACAUUGGGAAGGUGGAUCCAGUGGAGGUUUUUACCGAGCACUACGAUAUUCAGGAAACCGGAAACGUUGAGCCCAGUAGCGAUCCUCAUGGUCAUCUUUUGGGCAAGAACAUACUCAUUGUAUACGGCUCGGUGCAGGAAACUGCCGAUAAGUGUGAGACCACUGCAGAAGUGGUUGAAGGCAUCCUUAAAGUUGGAAACGAGUUAUUGCACGAAGUUCGCGAUAAACGACCUCGACCACAUCUGGAUACGAAAAUCAUUUGCGCCUGGAAUGGAUUGAUUCUGUCCGGACUGUCCCAACUCGCAUGCAUUAGCGAUGCACCCAAUCGGGGAGAUUACCUGAUGGCAGUGACGAACUUGGUGUCUUUCAUUCGUGAAAAUCUCUUCGAUGUUAAAGCCCAGAAGCUUUUGCGAUCCUGCUAUGGCGAUGAGACCGAGACGGCAAAGGCACUUGAACUACCGAUCUACGGCUUUAUUGACGAUUACGCGUUCCUGAUCAAGGGUUUGAUCGAUUACUACCGUGCCUCGCUGGACGAAAGUGCGCUUAGAUGGGCGAGAGAACUGCAGGAUAUACAGGACCAACUGUUCUGGGACCAGACCAAUGGUGCCUACUUCUACUCGGAGGCCAACUCGGCCAAUGUGGUUGUGCGGCUGAAGGAAGAUCACGACGGUGCCGAGCCCUGUGGAAAUAGUGUUUCGGCUUACAAUUUACUCUUGCUAGGCGACUACUUCGAGCAUGCGGCGUAUCAUGAAAAGGCUAAAAAGCUGCUGGCUUAUUUCUCGAACGUUACUCCCUUCGGAUACGUCCUACCGGAAAUGAUGUCCGCAAUGCUGUUGGAUGAACACGGUCGAGACAUGCUGGUGGUUGUCGGUCCUCAAAGUUUACAAACCACGGCUCUGCUGGACGCGGUUCGACAGUUCUACAUGCCCGGUUUGGUUAUCGUCCGGCUCGAUCCCUCCAAACCGGAUCAACAUCUGGGAGGAAAAUCGCUGGAGAGUUUCAAAAUGCUUCACGACGAACCGACGGCUUACCUUUGCCGCAACAAGGUUUGCCAGCUUCCGGUGACUGAUCCGGAAAAACUUAUCGAGGAACUGCAGGCGAAGCACGUUUUCGACUACGGUGAGUACGAGAACUGAUUCUUCGAGGCCUAAGGUUCUUUGCGGAAGCUAGCACACUGUACACUGUAGUUUGUUACAUUGUAGUGAAGCGGAAUUGAGGAACUGAAGGCCGCGAGUAGUUGGUUCUUUUGGGUAGAACUAGUGUUUCGAAAAAAAGAAAAAAAUGAAGGAUUAUCUACUUUUUUUUCUAUUUGGCGUCAUCGGCGUGCUCGAAUCUUGAGAAAAGUAGAAAAGUUUCAGGUUAUUAGUACAUGUUUUAUAUUGCUUAAACAUCGUAAAUAUCAUGGAUGAGGGAUUAGGGAAGUAUAACCGGCACACCGAAAGGAAUAUCAUUGAAUUAAGGAAAAAAGUCAUUUUAACCGUACAUCUUCAGCAACUCAUAAAUAUUUUUACUAGCUAUUUUAAUAUAGUAACAUCAUUUCACUUUUACGUGGUUAAACUCUUGUAGUAUGUAAUUUGUUGAAAACAAAUCGGAUUCUAGUUACCAAUUCGAUAAAUAAACCGUACUAUAGUAAGCAAGCAUGAUUCUAAAACCAGAAAUAUAUACACAUUAUUACUAGCACUAUUAGAGACACAGGGAAAGGAGGAAAGCAGAAUAAAGGAAUUCAAUAGUCAAACAACGUUACACGAUAUGUGAUUUAAUGAGGAUAAAAGGGCGGAAAAUGCCAAUCCAAACCGCAAAUAAAAAUAUUAGAAAAAAAACUAAUGUGCCAAUAUUUGGUCACGGUAAACCUUUUGAUACCAUGGAAUAUAAGAAUCGCCGAUGGAAUCGAUCAAAAACUAAUGCAUGGGAUUGAACAACCAACGAAAAAACGAAACGAACUUUACGUGGGAAGCAUACACAUUAGCAUAGAAUGUGCGGCAAUAUUGCAGCUGUUACGAUCAAUUUUACUACCGUUUUACUCCACAUUUCUUUGACCGAUAUGCGCUAACAAUAAACAAUAGUGAACUAUUAAAUAUAUUACA